GCCCGGUGCCCGGCGGAGCGUUGCCGGGCGACGGCGGCCGCCCCGCAGCAUGGCCGGCCCCGGCCCGUGGCCGCCGGGCGCGGGAGGGUCGCGGUGGGCAGAGGAGGCUCUCGGCAUCGCGGCGGCAAGGAGGCGGCCUGCCCUCGCUGCCUUCUCCGCCUUCAGCUUCAUCCCGCCCAGACGGGAAGGGCCUCCGGAGCUCAGCUAUUUCAACCGGGCGGCCAAGAACAUGUUUUCACCUAUGACACCAUUUUUAGAAUACCAGAAGGUUACAACCAGUAUCUUCCUCGCUGUGACAGAAAAAAUGCAAAAGCUCAUGGUCUCAACAUUAAUGAGGAGUGCACCCUAUAUGGUAGGAAAGGAAUUGGAAGGAGGACGUCAUUGUGCUCAGCCUGGAGGUUUAGAAGAAAGCAUUAGCCCAUGAAGACACUUGAAUUAGCUGUUGUUCUUUGGCAUCCUGAAGAUUUCCAGGAAAUGGCAAGACCUGUUCCUGUGUUGUCAUCUUCAGAGUAUGGGAAACGUGUAAACAAGCCCUUAGAGCAGCCAACCAAAGAACAUACAAGGGCUAAUCACCUCCAUGCAGCAAUAUACGGGCAAAAGCGCGGCACUCGCUUAUUGGAAUAACCUCCAAGACUGGAUCCAUGUUAAA
Pseudopipra pipra is the source of this 649-nucleotide messenger RNA. It is a transcript of the gene CFAP90, whose product is annotated as cilia and flagella associated protein 90. The transcript has 4 exons. NCBI's taxonomy places the organism in Eukaryota, Metazoa, Chordata, Aves, Passeriformes, Pipridae. The coding region runs from base 50 to 424 and encodes 124 amino acids. The record is from RefSeq and is a predicted model, not a curated record.